AUGCGCCUCUGGGGCUGCAUACCACUCACUCUCCUGGCUCUCGUAGCUCUAUCGACGACUACCCAAGUCCCAUGGAAUUCAGAUGCAACCACCCAGUCCACUACAUUAGUCGACGUUCUCAAUGCUGAUGAGGACUAUACGUCACUCCUUAUUCUCCUGCAGAAAGCUAAACUCAUCCCAACGUUGAACAAGUUGAAUGGCAGCACCCUUUUCGCGCCAACUAACGACGCAAUCAAACGUCAUGAUUCUUGGCAGUCGGUCCUCGGGAAUCCUGACUCGCUCAAAGACAAUGUGCAAGAGGAGCUACGUCAAGAGCUGUUCUACCACCUCCUCAACUACUCCGUAGCUCAAGAACCAAACGACUUGACCACACACGUUCACGACACACUCCACUUCCCCAAACUCUCCCUGGAUCCUCCUACUAAUGAACCUCCGCCUUUUCCCCCGUGGAUGCCACUGCCCGUGAGCACUUUAGGCAACGAACCUCAGAAGUUACGCCUCACUUCACGAGAUGGCGUAGCCUGGGUCGGUGUCGACGCUUUUGGCAAAGGCGGUAUUGAAAUAAAGAAGAGUAGUGAAGCGAAGAACGGUGUCGUGUACGGGAUUCCUAGUGUUCUUGAGGUUCCACCCCACCUUGGUCACGUCCUGGCCCGUGAACCGUCGUUGUCAUAUUUCCAGAAGAUCCUCACACCUAGCAUACUCAAUGCCAUCAACUCUACCUCUGAGCUUACGUUGUUCAUGCCCGUGGAUUCUGCAUGGCAGGCACUCGAUUCAAUUGAACGGCUAUACCUCGAAAGUCAAUUUGCGGCAGAUGAUCUCCUGCGUAUACUCAACAUGCAUGCUGUUGUCGAGAAGAGCGUCAGAUGGUUUAGCACUUUCAACUCUACCGCCAACCUGACUACUGAAUAUGGAUCUAAGUUGGAAGUCGUCGUCUCCGAAGGGAAGACCACCGUGUCAGGCGCUACCCUUUCGCAGCCCGAUAUCUACGCAAGUAAUGGAGUUUUACACCUCGUGUCUUCUCUACUGGUUCCACUAGGCGCCCUUCAGCUAACCCCUGAGAAAUAUCUUCUUGCGCUCAACUGCACUUCGUUCAUCUCUCUUAUACACUCAGUCAAUCUUACCCAUCUCAUCAAUGAUACCGAGACUCAUUACACCAUCCUAGCACCGAAGGACGACGUUUUAUCCGUUUUCGAGCAUGACGGGUUACCCAAACAGGGUAGCAAUGAGCUGAAGAGGAUGUUGCAAUAUCAUUUUCUCCCUGGCAAAUGGACGCCCAAGAAGUUGACGGAUGGCAUGCUACUAGAAAGCGUACUUCGGGAGCCGGGGCUUGACGACGGGAGACAGGUCAUGCAAGUAGAUGUCAACGGCGGUGAGAAGGAGGAUGCUCCAUCCAGACAUAUAAGUUUUGGUGGAGCUGGCAUUAUUGGGGAUCACAUGGUUAUCAACAACACUGUUGUCUACUUUAUCUCGCGACCUCUGGAACCACCCGUGGACCCACUUCAAACAGCUCUACCCUCUCUUGAGUUGUCUUCGUUCCUUGCUGCAGUCUUCUCCACGUCCAUCGCAGAAGUCAUCAAGAAGACACCCCGUGCAACAUUCCUCAUCCCUCACAAUGAUGCUUUCAAGCGGCUCGGUAAGCUGGUCAGCGACCACCUGCUAGCCGCUUCAUCCAAGACGGAUCUAGAGCACCUCAUAAUGCACCAUAUCAUAGACGGUAUCGAAUACACCCAGAGCCUCGUUAACGGCUCUUCGCACACAUUUGCCACGCUUGAAGGAUCCGAUUUACAACUGGAGCGCCUAGCAAAUAGAUCCGUUGUCGUUAGCGCCAGCGGUGGCUGGGCUGGCAUGAAGAGCGCGUUAUAUCCGAAAAACUUGCUUACCGAAACUGGCGUGAUACACGAGCUUUCAGACCUUAUGGUUCCGCGAUCUGUGGAGUUGAAUGUAGGAAAGCUUAUGAAAGCGGCCAAGGCCACUACUAUGAUCAAUAUGGUCACGAAGGCUGGAUUCGACUGGAUCCUGAAUGGCACCGCUCCUCCUGAAGGUUCAGAGUGGGCGGACCUGGGUCUAAGUGGGGCAAGUUGGACCGUACUUUGCCCAACGGAUGAUGCAUUCAAGAAUUACAACCUUACGCAGCUCCUCGAGAAUAUCGAAGUUCUUCGUGCGAUCAUCAGCCAACACCUCAUUCCCACUCAACCAUCCGCAGGAGACUCUGACUCAUUUGACGUCUUCGACGUCCUGAACAACAACCGCCCCCUUCCGCUAGAAAAUUUGGGUGACUAUCCCACUCUCCUCUCGCCUCAUUCGGCGUAUGGUGAUAUUGUUUUCCGCGCGUUGGACGACAAGGCAUCCCAAUACAUGGUCGGGAUAAAGAACGCAAGGGGGACAAACAAACAAGCUGACUGGGCACGAGUCCUAACGUGGGGUCGCGCAACUACAGGUGGAGGUACGGGCGGCGUUAUCACUAUCGACCGCAUGCUUGCCCCGUAUCAUCCGCCAUGGUGGAUUGAAUAUUUCGCGCCAUCCUUCGUGGGGGCGCUUGGUGUUGGCGAAGCACCAGCAGCCGAGGAAACCAAGAACUCAGCAAUUGACAACGUAAAAUCGUUCAUUGCAGGAGGUUUUGGAGGAGUUUCCGCUGUCCUUGUGGGGCAUCCUUUUGACCUGACCAAGACGCGGUUACAGACUGCAGCUCCUGGCGCAUACACCGGUGCAGUUGACGUUGUCAGAAAAACGUUGGCUCGAGAUGGUGUUACUGGCUUGUACCGUGGAAUGGUACCUCCGCUCCUGGGAGUCACUCCGAUAUUUGCAGUGUCCUUCUGGGCGUACGAUGCCUCCAAGAAUUUGAUACUCACACUCACACCCAAUCGUACAUCCGAGAAAUUGUCUACAGCAGAACUUGCCGCUGCUGGUUUCAUGUCUGCCGUGCCAACGACACUCAUAACUGCACCUGUUGAGCGAGCGAAGGUUCUGCUGCAGGUGCAAGGUCAAGGAGGUUCAGGGCCUCAAUACAAAGGUGUCUUCGAUGUUAUGAAGCACCUUUACAGAGAAGGAGGCAUACGGAGUAUCUUCCGAGGCACCGGUGCAACUAUCGCUCGUGAUGGACCAGGUAGUGCCGUCUACUUUGCGGCGUAUGAAGUCACCAAGAAGGCCCUGAUGCCGGCUGGGUCGUCAGCAGGAGACCUCAACCUCGGCGCCAUCAUGUUCGCAGGCGGAACUGCAGGUGUCGCAAUGUGGUCAAUAGCUAUACCCCCAGAUGUUUUGAAAUCCCGCAUACAAUCUGCACCUUCUGGCACAUAUUCUGGACUUUUCGAUUGCUUUAGAAAAACUGUAGCGCGUGAUGGGGUCACUGCAUUGUGGAAAGGUCUUGGUCCUGCGAUGGCUAGAGCAUUCCCAGCUAAUGCUGCUACAUUCCUUGGUGUAGAAGCCUCGCGCAAGUUGAUGGAUGGAUUCUUCUAA
Suillus clintonianus is the source of this 3453-nucleotide messenger RNA. RefSeq lists its product as uncharacterized. The record is from RefSeq and is a predicted model, not a curated record. The transcript is spliced from 12 exons. Gene Ontology annotation, molecular function: O-acyl-L-carnitine transmembrane transporter activity. The coding region runs from base 1 to 3453 and encodes 1150 amino acids. Lineage: Eukaryota; Fungi; Basidiomycota; Agaricomycetes; Boletales; Suillaceae. Gene Ontology annotation, biological process: mitochondrial transport; carnitine transmembrane transport. Gene Ontology annotation, cellular component: mitochondrial envelope.